Molecule: messenger RNA, 1906 nt
Organism: Olea europaea var. sylvestris
Lineage: Eukaryota; Viridiplantae; Streptophyta; Magnoliopsida; Lamiales; Oleaceae
Exons: 10
Coding region: 155-1570 (471 amino acids)
Source: RefSeq, a predicted model, not a curated record
CGGAGUUAAAGAAUGCGCUAAGAAUCAAAUGCCUAAAUUGUUGAUUUUAAUUUUAGAGAGAGCAGCCCUAAUAAAUUUUAAUUGCCGAAGCAACGUAUAUACCCGCAUCAAUUUUUCGUAAUUUCAGUUCACUUCGACCAUAAUCCUCGAACCCAUGGCCGCUGCAAAUCCAUUAGCUUGCAUUCUAUGGCUUCUCUUCUUAUCAUAUUCGUUCUUGCCCUCCGUUAGCUCCGCUGAUGAACUCUUUUUAGUUAUUAGCGAGUCCGCCUCGUUGCAGCUAUCACCAAGCUUGAUAGUGGAAAAGUCUCCAGGGUCAAAGCCAGGAACCAAUGUGAAAUGUGAUAGAGUUCAUAUCCAUGGCUUUCCAAGGCUUAAACAUUUGAGCAAGUAUGCCAAUUCGAUAAAGGUAAAAGUUUCAUAUGUAAAUCCAAGUGGCCGUCCACCGAGUGUUGAGAUCUGUUUCCACAGCAAUUUGUCCCUUGGGAUAGGGAUGUGCCCUCAAGGUCAGUGGGAGAGACUUACCGAGGGUUUAUGGGUCAGAUCAAUGUCACCGUUUGGUCACAAGCUUUUGGAUAUACGGAUGGGAGCUGCUUCUUCAGGAAGUCUCCAUGUGUUCCUUGAUGAAGAAUUUUACUUAUUCCGCGUAGUAUUUUUGGUCUUGGGGAUAACAAUGAUGACUCUUGCUUCCUGUCUCAGCAAGUCUCUAGUAUUUUACUACAGUGGUGCAAUGUCUGUAGGAGUUCUUCUUGUGAUAUUGGUGAUCCUUUUCCAGGGAAUGAAGCUUCUUCCAACUGGUCGGAAGAGUUCACUGGCAAUAUUUCUGUACUCAUGCUUUGUCGGCGUAGGAUUUUUCCUUCUUGACUAUGUACCAAAAUUGUUGCGUUCACUGCUUGCUGAGAUUGGAAUCUCUGAAGACUUUCAUAAUCCUCUGGCAAUAUUUCCGCUUGUGUUUCUUGUGAUUGCUGGAGCUUGGCUGGGUUAUUGGAUUAUUCGCAAACUUGUACUUACAGAGGAUGGAUCUAUUGAUAUUGGUGUAUCUCAUUUUGUUGCUUGGUCAAUUCGGAUUGUUGCUUCAGUGAUGAUCCUUCAGAGUUCUGAGGAUCAUUUAUUUGCAGUGGAGGCUUUGGUGGCUGGAAUUUUUGUUUCUUCAGCGUUGAAGAAAUUGAGCAAUCCAAAGGUCAUUCGUCGUGUUUACAAAAGAUUGUGUAGAUUAGAGAGAGAAUUCGAAAAAUCUCUGGAUCCCUAUGCGUCACAAAUUGAUGAGUCCUAUGUUUCCAGACCUUUCACCAGGUCUCCACGUACUCCUCUUCAAGGUUCAAUCAGCAAAUCAUCUGGUAGGUUGUCAGAUUCGGGGAAUUUCUUUUCUAGCUUCCACAGCACACCCGAGAGGAGAAAAUUUUCAAAAGAUGAAUGGGAGAAAUUUACUAGGGCUACCACACGCAAGGCACUGGAAGGUCUGGUUUCUUCACCAGAUUUUAACAAAUGGGCUGUAGCUAAUGCUGAUAGAAUAACAUUAACUCCCAAGAAAGAAGCUCAGGAUCAUCAACGGAGAUGGUUCCGUUGGCUUUGAAGAUUCAUCUGAUUCACGUGGGUGAACAUCUCAUUUCACCAGCCAGAUUGUUGUACGACUACACAAGUAUAUAUAAUUGGUUUGGUACAUAUUGUCCCAGUUAACCAGCAUUUUUUAUAUGUUGACACCUAUGCAACAUUUGACUAGACUAAGCUAUUGACUUUAGGUAGAACAUGGUUCAGUGAGAAGCUCCAUGUUUCUUCUACAUAAUUCAAUUGAAAUCGAACCGAACUGGUAUCCGUUUCCGUAGAAUCUACUGUAGUAGUAGGGCCUUAUGAGUUUUUGGAUUUUUCUCACUUUCAAAGGACUUAUAUUUGUCCAGGUAUCUGGCUUGUU